Molecule: messenger RNA, 4212 nt
Organism: Amphiprion ocellaris (clown anemonefish)
Lineage: Eukaryota; Metazoa; Chordata; Actinopteri; Pomacentridae
Gene: gpr68
Product: ovarian cancer G-protein coupled receptor 1
Exons: 7
Coding region: 427-1662 (411 amino acids)
Biological process (GO): G protein-coupled receptor signaling pathway; cellular response to pH
Cellular component (GO): membrane
Molecular function (GO): G protein-coupled receptor activity
Source: RefSeq, a predicted model, not a curated record
AGGAGGAAACUAAACGCAGCUUUAACUGAUCUGAUCUACAGCAGCACCGCUCUGAGUGGAAAAGAGGUGGCAUUUUCUCUGGAAACGUGGGGUUUUUCUGCCAUGCUUUGGAUCGACUAUAUUUCGAACAUCUCGCUCUGGCUUCAGGUUUGAUUCAUCGCUGCAGUUUGCGGUGAGAGGAGACAUUAGGAAGAGAGUCAGAGAGCAGCGGUCAGUCUGAUGCAGACCCGAGGAGGAGGAGAGCAGAUACCCGAGGCCAGAUGAAACCAGAUGACCCAAUCAGAGAAGACUCGGCCAGAUGAGACCAGUCUAAGCCAUUGCUGAGCGCUCCAACCAACAUGAAGACUUGUGUGUUUGUGUUGUCGUGUCAUGGUCUGGUUCAUGUGUUCAUGUUGAGGGUGAAGUAGUGUGAGUGAGGAGAGCGUGAUGGUGUUCACCAUGGUUGAAGAGGACGUGAUCAACUGCACCAUCAGCCAUGAAAUCCACCAGUACCUUUUCUCCUGUGUCUAUAUCAUCGUACUACUGGUUGGUGUUCCCUCCAACCUGUACUCUCUGUACCACGCUGCUCUCCAGCUGAAGCAGAAGAAUGAGCUGGGCAUUUAUUUAAUGAACCUCACUGUGUCUGAUCUGUUGUACCUGGCUUCGUUACCUCUGUGGCUCCAGUACAUCUUCCAGGAUGAUGAUUGGCGUCACAGGGAAUGGUUGUGUCAGCUCUGUGGUUUCCUGCUCUAUGAGAACAUUUACAUCAGCAUCGGCUUUCUGUGCUGCAUCAGUCUGGAUCGCUACCUGGCUGUGGUCCAUCCUCUAAGGUUCACCUCUCUCCGCUCAAUGAGUGCAGCAUGGUUCGUUAGCAGCAUCAUCUGGCUGAAGGAGAUAGCAGUCGGUGUGGUUUUCUUCCGUCACAAAGAACUGAGCAGAGAUCGCAAGAACCAAUCAGUGUGCUUCGAGCACUACCCCAUGCAGCCAUGGGAGUAUCCAAUCAACUACUACCGCUUCACUAUUGGCUUCAUGUUCCCACUGACCAUUCUGCUGAUCAGCUACCUGUGUGUGCUUCGUGCCGUGGGUCGGAGUGCAGGAACUCAGCCGGAUCAGAAGACCAGGAUCAGGCAGCUGGUGAGCAGCACCAUCCUCAUCUUCCUCGUCUGCUUCUCCCCCUACCACAUCUUCCUGUUAGUGCGCACCCUGCUGGAGCGGGACUGCAACUUCAUUGGAGCGAUAUUUAACUACUAUCACCUGUCUCUGUUGCUGACCACCCUGAACUGCGUGGCCGACCCUGCUCUCUACUGCUUCGUCAGUGAAAGCGCCCGCCGUGGCCUCUACAGAGCCCUGUUCAGACCUGUUGCCAAGAUACUCUGCUGCUGCCGUCGCCGUGGCAAUGCCAGCCCCGCCAACCCAGCCAGCGAUUCCCACGAGGUCGCCACUGACGAGAACAACGGCCACCCGACCGUGACGCUGCUCACGCACACCAGUACGCUCAACAACACAAAAGCAGAUGCUACCUGCAAAAACACAACGUUAAUCAGACAGACAGAAGAAAAAACUAUUGUUCCAUUAACUGUACAGAACAACAGACACUCUGUGGAAGGAAAGCCCAGCUGUGUGAUACCUAUGGAGGGGCAGAACCAACGGACGGAGAGGACUGAGGAAACUGACAUCAGCUAAGAUUAUCAGGACAAACCAGGAGCCUUGCUGGUGGUUCUGAGGGAACAGAGACUGAUGAUCAGAAUACUCUGACUGAUGCUGAGGGAGAGUGAAAAAUACAAAGACAAACCACAAGUAACCUGUGUGUAUGGCUCAGAGCCGGCUGCUCACCCACCUGUGUUUACAUCCUUACUAUUGAUGCAUCAAAUGACACUUUACAGGAAGUCAGCAUGAAUCUGACGUGUUUUCUCACAGUAAAUGAUCCGUUUACAUUUCUGUGGUUUGUACAUGACACCUAAGAGGAAAUGUAGAGCUCGUUAUGGAUCAGAGGUUUAAAAAAAUCUGCUUUUGGGUACUAAUCCCUUGGACAACUUGCCAGUAUUCUCUUGAAAAUGUUAUGUUGGUAUCACCUUUAAUAACUAGAAAAGCACUCAGAGAGCGCAGUCCUCCACCAAGGCUGCACAUCCUUGUAUCAUUUCCUAUGGAUAAGUCCUGAUAAGUCCUCAGCGGUGGAUUUGUAGUAGGAUCACAAUCAUGUGAUCGUCAGCAGGCAGCUGACGUAGUGUUCACUUGUUGUCAUGGUUACAGUGACGCUAUCUGGCAAUGAUACAGAAAUCUUUAAAUAAUCCAUGGAUCCAGACUAUAAGCCACAUCACUGCCAAAAUCUAAUCAGUUGGUCCUUGUGUCAUUUCUGACCUUCCCUGAAAAUUUUAUCCAAAUCCGUUAGUCUGUUUUUGAGUAAUGUUGCUAAUAGACAGACAGACAGACAGACAGACAGACAGACAGACGUCGAUCAUCACAUAACUCUGCCGCGUUCCCUGGCGGAAUAAUAAGCAAUUUAUAAAAGGUCAGGUGGAACCAGUAGCUCCCGGAAGGGUUAAUAAAUGCUUUAUAGAGUUAUAAACAGUUUUAAACCAUUAAUAAAUUCCAAGUUUGGGUUACCAGCAGUAGAGUACAGGUCUAUCCACAGGGCUGCAGUAUUACAACAACAUUACUCUGAUUAAAUUACAUCAUACACACCAGUAUUAACAAGGGAGUGGCAACAAAGCCUGGUACUAUGUUAUGGAGAAAAUUACAUUUCAUUUUAUUUUAUUUUAUUUUUAUAACACCAAUCGUGGCAUCUCAGUCAUCUCAGGGCUCUUCACAGAGUAAUGUCAGGACCUUAGAAUAUUGUACAGACAUAACCGAUAUGCUUCAUUGUAUUUAAAGUUGGGGCUCAUAAAGCAGCAGACAGGGCAACACUCCUGUGUUCUGAGCAGUGAACAGUCACAGAAAAUAUAGUUGCUGCUGUCAUCAUGAAGUGGUAAACACCCAGAGAACAUCUUACUGGUUUCUGACUGGUGUUCACAUUCAGCCUUUAUGUGUCUAAAGUUCUGUGAUCAUGUGACUCCAGCCUCCAGGUUGUCUCAGGACAGAUUGUGAAAUCUCAUUUGAUGGAAUUUCAUCUUAAUACUGAAGCUAUAAACUUUUACGAUACAUUUCUUUACACUCCUAGUUGUUCACAUUCAUAGUUUAUGAAUGUUCACUAAAGUCAGUUAUCUAUGAACCACUGAUAAACCCAUUAGUUAUCAUCAACAGUGAGUUAUUACUGAGUGGUUCCAGUGCUCCUCUUGUAUUGUUAAAGGAUGCAGUUUAUUUAUAAUAACGUAACUUCAGCCUUUAAUAUUGAUAUCAAAGGUACAUAUCCCCUGGCUUAAUAAUUCUACAACUGUUUCAUGUCCAACUGAGAAAAAAAGACAGCAAAAUCACCUCCACCUGUGAGAUAAAACAACAGUUCCGUGUGAAAACAGGUUGAGUAAGAACUCUGCUGGAUGUGCUGAUAACUCAUCACAUCCUGAGCACAACAGUGGGUGUUUUAUUCAGUGUAUUAAACAGUCUGAAUACUUCUGGUGCAGCUGAACUGAUGCAGAAAAAUAAAUGGAAUCGCUAAAGCUUGAUGACUUUUGAAAAAAAUGCUUGUUUCUUAUGGGCUGAUGGGUCUACAGGCCCUCCACAGUUGUUCUAAAUCGAUCAAUAAAAACAGUAUUAGUUGUUUUAAUGAAGAUGCAGCUUUGAAAACAAGUGGAAGAUAUAUGUUCAGUACGAGUCAGGCUUUCUGUGGCAUGCAUGGGAUCUGCUGCAAGACAACAGUCUAAAGAAAACAUCUCCAGUGUCUACAUGUUGUUUUUGCAUGGAUGGGCAUGGCACUAAAUUGUUAUGAUUACCAUAUGUGAUAUACUGAAGAAUCUGUAGAGACUGAUGGCAUUUGUCUGGAAUAGAACUGAAAACUUUACUGCCAUGGUGAGUUUCUCUAGGAACAAACUGUUACUUUAAUUGUGUUAAAAAUGUGAAAUUAGUGAUAUUAUGGAAAUAUAACAUGGUCAAAUUUUCUAAACUGUUCAUGAGGUUAACGUCACAGCAGAGGAUUUAAUUGGCACAGAGUUAUAUUAUGGUAUGCAAUGGAAAUAUAACAUUAUGGUCACAUGUUCAGUGAUAUGAUGAUCUUAUAUCUUUACAGUGGUGAAUGUGAUGCAGUAUAUUUUUAUAAAGCUUUGAAACUGUGCUGAAAAGUGCAGUUUCUACACUUCUUAA